Messenger RNA from Guyanagaster necrorhizus, 1211 nucleotides. RefSeq lists its product as uncharacterized. The transcript is spliced from 4 exons. Lineage: Eukaryota; Fungi; Basidiomycota; Agaricomycetes; Agaricales; Physalacriaceae. Gene Ontology annotation, molecular function: DNA binding. Bases 314 to 1195 code for a protein of 293 amino acids. The record is from RefSeq and is a predicted model, not a curated record.
CUGGCCGGACUCUCAGGAAUAACCUCACCCAUGUCUAUAAGGCUACAUGAUGUUCUUUCUAGACGACUUUGGUCCUGAAUUUAGCAGUCAGGAGCAUCCCAGUCCAGUUCCAGAUCAAUGGUAGACUUUAUUUUUACCCAUCUCGUCUUUUCAAGCGUUACAAAGAUGACUAACUUCUCUCACACUCUCGUCGUCGGCUUUACCCACACUCUCGCGCGUCAAUGUCAUUUGUGAACCCGGUAGUUGGCCCUUCAAAUGUGCCAUUCUCCAACUCAUUUAUUUAUUACCCACAAUGGGGAUAUCACGUAUAUAUAUGACACGCGCGCUAUGCUUUCCCCUAUCCUCGCUGCUCUGGUUGCGUCUUGAUCGCCUGCCUGUCUCCUCAUCGCGAUUUAAAAGGGCUAUUGUCGUGCAUUUGUCCAUUCCCGACUUGCCUUCCAUGCAGCAGGCUACUCAUCCCCGUCUUCAUCUUCGCGACACGCGCGACGCCCAUAUUAUCUUUGAGGCCGUCAGGCAAGGCUUUCUUCGGCCAGUUACCAGACGUCUUAACGAGGCUGAGAGAGCUACAUCAGUACGUUCUGGCGCUGUGUUCGUUUGGGAAGAGCGCGACGACGAGUCAGGUCUCAAACGUUGGACUGAUGGACGCCUUUGGGGACAGUCCCGUAUGCGUGAACCAUACUUAUUCUAUGAUGAGAAACUUCCUUCAGCGCCAGGCGGUGAGACAUCCACCUCCGCACGGUCACCACCCACCUUCAGAUUUGUCGAUGGUGUGUCCCGCACGAUCCCCUCAUCGUCAGCUCUUCUCCAUCAAGAUCGCAGUGGCGGAAAUCACCCCGGUUUAAUUAAGCAGGCAUAUUCUGCUUGGGUGCAACUUUCACCAACAGGUACACCGCGUAAAUGGCACCUUACUGCCUAUUUCACGUAUGCCGAUCUUCCGACAAUACCAACUGUUGAUGCGGACGCGAUCUUGCGAAACAUUAUCGUUCCGCCGGGGAUUUACCAGAGUGGGAAAGCCAGGAAAGGGGACGAUGGUGUCGUGGAGACCUUUGGGCACUCGGCGCUGCCACCACUUCAUUCCGCUGUAGGGGGAUAUAACAUGGGAGUCAUAUCUGGUAGCUCUUCCCAGCGGGGUCAUCAUCGCAUGUCAGAAGACCAAAGAGUCAUACAAAUACUGAAUUCUAGACAUAUAUCAUAGCAUGCGUCAAAAUGUC